AUGAACAUUUUAUACUCGAUAACAACGCCUCCAUAUAAACACAUACCCAUCCGUCACCACACCAUCACAUUGGAUUACGCGCAGCUUUAUUUUCGUCCAGAGCCAACUAGUGGCCCCAUACCGCAGCAGUAUCAACAGUACCAGAAGUACCAACAGUAUCAGAAGUAUCAGCAUCAACCGUACCAGCAGAAGUAUUCACAGUAUCAGCAGUUGCCACAGCAUUACAACUACUACAACUACAACUACAAUCAUAAUUAUAAUAUCACCAGUUCACGUUCCACACCGACCCAUUCGCCCGCUCCCUCAUAUACACAUCUCCAUCAACACUCACAUCAUCAACAACAUCAUCUGCAACAACAACAACUACUUAUACAACAACAUCAAUUACAACAACAGCAACUACAACUACAAAAGCAACAACAACAACAGCUGCAACAGCAGCAGCUGCAGCAACAAAAAUCGCUCUCACAACAGCAGGCACAACAGGCGUGCCACUAUUACACGGCGCCGCCGCCACCAACCAACACCAACACCAGUUCGAACCACCACACGCCGAGUCAUCACAGUUCGACCUAUAGCGCAUACGGAUCGUACGGUUCGUACGGCGGCGGUACAUACGGCGGCGCUUAUCUCGGCACGAGCGGCAGCGAUAGCGGCGUAGGCGGUCUUACACCCAUCGGCCGCAACUAUCGUUGGUAUCACUCGAGCGGUAGCGGCGGUAGUGGCAGCGUCAGCGGUAGUGUUGGGAGCAAUUAUCUUACUGCCGGCUCACUUGGCGCCACAUACGGACGCACGUCGCCAGCCGCGCUUGCACACGCGCGCCCCUUGCUCGCCUCCACAUCGACAGCGGCCAGCAGCAGCGCAGGUGGUUGUGGUGCCAGCAGCGGCGCAUACGGUUUGGGACUUGGCCUGGGUUUGGGCCUCGAUCUCGAUACCAGUGACUACGAAUACGAACGCGCGUCGCUACACUCUGGCGCUUACGCAUACAAAUCGUCGUCAUCGCGACGUGGCAGCAGUCUUGCUGCCGAUUAUCUAUUGGACGUUGCAGCACGUUGCAGCGUACCAUCGCCGGCACUUGAGGCCGAGCCGGAUACUGAUCUUGAACUUGAUCUUGAUCUCGAUCUCGACGUGGGCGUCGGCGUCGGUGUUGACGUUAACGACGUUGACCACAUUGGUCACGACAUUGGCUUGGGCCUUAACGUCGAGGAUCUUGAAGAUCUUGAUAUCCCGGUACCAGAACCGGAACCCGAGGCGGACGUACACGACGAACUUGUGCGCGCACUCGAACUCGAACUCGAUUGGGGUCUUGACUACAACACCGCCACCACCACCACUACCACCCAUCUCAAUCUCGAUCUCGACAGCAGCACCGAUCUCGUCGGACUCGACGACAUCGACAUUGACGAAGAAGAAGAGCCGAUACUAUCGCCUGUGCUCAAUCGGUCAUUGCGUCCAUUCACCUAUCCGGCGCUUACGAUUACAGCACCAGAGAAUAGUAUCGCAAGCGAAUCACCAAUACCUGUGGCGACACCGCCACCGACACCGACGGAUUUUCUAUAUCCGCAGUUGGCGGUACACAGCAACAAAACGUCACCUCAACAGCAACAGCCACAACUACAGCAACACCAGCAGCAGCAGCAACAACAACAGCAGGCACAACAACAAUACCAGCAUCAACCACAACACUACCACCACCAACAACGUACAACGACGACACGUCUACCGCAACACGACGACAGUUGCGAGGAGUUCAAUAACAUUACCGACGAUCCGACGUCCUGCGUCGGCCAAAAAAGAAUGAUGGUUAGUCGUUUGUGGAAUAGUUGUUUCCCCAAAUUCACGCCGGAGCAUGUGCACCGGCACAAUUUCUACCUGUGUCAGUGGCAACGCAACACCCAAGUGCGCAUAGUCUAUCUUUUUUACCGUUGGCUAACGGCAAUUACCUGCCUCGCCGCACUCGUUUGCUCGCUACUGGACAUCGGUCGCACCGAAGAGCACUUCGAGAAUCAUUAUGCGAAAUGGUGGAUCUACUUGACACAUUGGGGUCUGCUCUUUUGUACGGUGCAAGCUUGGUUGGCGGCGUGGAUUGUAACGCAGGGCAUGAUGGUGGAGCGUGAGGAUUUCGAGGUUGUACGUCAGGUGCGCAAGAGCCGCCUGCAUCAUAUCUACUGGGUGCUCUACACAUGUGCCACCGUGUAUUCGUUCAUAAUAACGAUGUGCUAUUGGUUGUUGGUGCACGAUCCAGAAAUCCACAAAAUAGACGCUUUAAAUAUAAUGGUGCAUGUGUUCAAUUCGGUGAUUAUGCUCAUCGAUUUAGCUAUUGUCGGACAUCCGAUUAAAUUGAGUCAUGUCUACUUUACAACCGGCAUCGGCUUGGCCUACGGCAUAUUUACGGGCAUAUAUUUCAUAGCUGGUGGUACAGAUAGAAAGAACAACGUCUACAUUUACCCGAUGCUGGACUGGACCAAACCGGGCAAGGCCAUAAUUGUCACCGUGUGUGCCAUAAUAUUCGUCGUUGUGGUGCAUUUCUGCUGCUAUCUGCUCUACCGCACACGCGUCUGGCUCUUCACUAAGCUGUGCAUACGCGGCGCGAACAACCGCGACGGCGACAUGGGCGAGGGGCUGCACGACGAGUCCACGGCGCGUCUGGGUGGCGGCACUUCGCAGGAAUACUCGCAUCAACAGCAAUAUCCGAUAUUGCAUUCCGAGCAACCGCGCAGCGCGCAUCACCACCACCAACACGGACAUCCGCAGCACACACAACAGCAACAAUAUCAGCAGCAACCACAACAACAACAGCAGUACCAGCAACAGCCGAGCGGAAAUGUGCAAACGGUAGACAUGGUAAGCGGCAGCGGUGGCGGCGGCGGCGGCACACAGCAUACCACACCGCCUUACUAUCCGCAGUAUUCCGGCUACCAGCAGCAGCCCGUUGUGGCGGGCGUGAAUGUGGGUGUGCUCAGCGCCGGCGGUUACUAUCAGCCGGAAAACAAUAAUCAAAAUAAACAUCAGCAGCAACAGCAACAACAACACAAACAACAGCAGCAGUCACAGCAGCAACAAGCACAACAGCAGUCGCAGCAGCAGCAGCUGCAACAACAACAGCAGCAAAAGCACUCCUCACCCGGUGCAAGCAGCGCAUCCGGCUUAAGUCGCACCGUCGCCCACUUGGAUGCGGCACAGCGUGAGCAAUUCCUGAAUCCAAACAAGAUUGUGGAAUAUAAGAUGUAAAGGCGUUGUACCCGGCACCGAUAUACGUUCCACUUGUCCAUGAAAUUCUUGGAGAAACACUGUGCGCAAUGUCAGGCGGCCAAGCGACGCGCCGAAGCCGAAGCCGCAGCGGAAGCGCAUGCCAAGGCGGAAGCGCAAGCGGCCAUCGAAGCGGCGGAAAAGGCAGCAGCCGCAGCGUUCGAAGCAGCCGCCAAAGUCAAAUCCGAAUGCGCGAAAUGCUGUUGAGCGCGUCGCCAAUGCCAAUGCACUUCGCAGCUCCUAGACAUUGGCUACAACACAGGCGGUCGGGCAGUCUUGAUUUGUUAGCGUCACAGUGUGCCUGCGUUUUUGUAACUAUGUGUGUACAUGUGUGUGUUGUUGUUGUGUGCGCACAUUGUUGUUGGUAUUAGGUUCAAUUUAACUACUAGACAGUGUUCAGUGGCUCCGUUGUUAUGGUGUCGGGUAUUGGCGUUUGCAUUUAAGGUAAACGAAACGGGCGUAUGUGCGAGCGCUAGAGAGGAACAAAGGACAAAGAAACGGAGAAUAAGAAAAAAAGGAAAAACAAAGUUGAAGAAAACUGGAAAA
Messenger RNA from Bactrocera dorsalis (oriental fruit fly), 3795 nucleotides. RefSeq lists its product as uncharacterized. The transcript is spliced from 5 exons. The record is from RefSeq and is a predicted model, not a curated record. The coding region runs from base 1 to 3231 and encodes 1076 amino acids. Gene Ontology annotation, cellular component: membrane. Lineage: Eukaryota; Metazoa; Arthropoda; Insecta; Diptera; Tephritidae.